This is a messenger RNA of Lutra lutra (Eurasian river otter), 621 nucleotides long. It is a transcript of the gene ATP6V1F, whose product is annotated as ATPase H+ transporting V1 subunit F. Gene Ontology annotation, cellular component: proton-transporting V-type ATPase, V1 domain; membrane. The transcript is spliced from 2 exons. Lineage: Eukaryota; Metazoa; Chordata; Mammalia; Carnivora; Mustelidae. Gene Ontology annotation, biological process: proton transmembrane transport. The record is from RefSeq and is a predicted model, not a curated record. The coding region runs from base 97 to 456 and encodes 119 amino acids. Gene Ontology annotation, molecular function: proton-transporting ATPase activity, rotational mechanism.
GCGCAUGUCUAAGGGGUGGAGGUGCGGUCGAAAAGGCGGCGCACUGCGGAGGUGGGGCAUCCGUGACUCCCGGCCGUCGCGGACCUGCCUGCGAGAAUGACGGGUAGGGGGAAGCUAAUCGCGGUGAUCGGAGACGAGGACACGGUGACUGGCUUCCUGCUGGGUGGCAUAGGGGAGCUUAACAAGAACCGCCAGCCUAAUUUCCUGGUAGUGGAGAAGGAUACAACCAUCAAUGAGAUCGAAGACACUUUCCGACAGUUUCUAAACCGGGAUGACAUUGGCAUUAUCCUCAUCAACCAGUACAUCGCAGAGAUGGUGCGGCAUGCACUCGACGCCCACCAGCGCUCCAUUCCAGCUGUUCUGGAGAUCCCGUCCAAGGAGCACCCCUACGAUGCCGCCAAGGACUCCAUCCUGCGCAGGGCCAGGGGCAUGUUCACAGCCGAGGACCUGCGCUAGGGCCUUCCCCACAGCCAGGCAGCUUCUCCCCAGGCUUGCCGUCAGCCCUUCUCUAAGUUGUGAGCCCCAGCCCCUGUCCUUUCCAUUCCACUAAGAGGCUAAGUGAGGGGCUUCCGGGUUGCUGGGGCUCUGCCAUUAAAGUCAAGCCUGGUUAGGGAACAGGAA